Molecule: messenger RNA, 1653 nt
Organism: Scatophagus argus
Lineage: Eukaryota; Metazoa; Chordata; Actinopteri; Scatophagidae
Product: CASP-like protein 4A1
Exons: 3
Coding region: 316-1074 (252 amino acids)
Source: RefSeq, a predicted model, not a curated record
ACUGUUUCCUCAUGUUUUCACUGGUUUCCUCCUAUUGGUGUGUCCUUGGGAUUGUGCAUUUGGUCCUGGAAAGAAACACAGUUUUUCCACCAGUGCUUCUGUGGUGUUCCUUUCUUCUGUUUUGUGCCUUUGUUCCUCUACUGAAUGUGCCUACUACAACAUCAUCACAUUGAAAUAAACGAUUUGUCACUUAAAGUCCAUUGAAGCUUCUUCCUUGGAAACAUCUGCUCACACUUCCCAUUGUAUUCAAAAUGUUGAAAUAAUUUGCACCAAGCAACACUCUACCACUCCUCUCCACUGGAUCACCUGGCAGCGAUGCAGAUUGGUCAUCAGGUCACUUCACACAGGACUUCUCUCCAGAUCCCUCCCCAGCCUGAGACUGCUGUACUCAGAAACCGAAUCCUCCUGGACACAGUUCAUUCUGUCCAGGCCCAGGCCAUCAUUAAGCCUAAGUGUGAUAUGGAAGGACCUCUCCAGACACCACAGCCCCCCAGGACCUGCAGCUCUCCUGGCCCUGCAGGGAAAUCAUGCUGGAACUUGGACGCGAGGAUAGCUGUGCUUCUGGUGACUCUGGCUGGAGCUGUAAUCCUGCUGCUGCUCUACAGACUGUUACAGCUGAGACAUAGGCUCAGGUUGGCUAGGGCAAGACAUGCCCUGGAGUACUAUGGCCUUUUCCACACUGCCACCUACACACUCAAACAUCCUGCACCGUGUCAGGACCUGCCAACCAAGAACGGGACAGUCCCUGAAGCUGCUCCGCCUGUCCACACCGUAACUGCCACUGUCAUCACCCCACUUCCACCCCCACCGGUGCCUUCUCCACCUCCACUGCCACUCCCUCCUCCACCUGUGCUGCAUCCAACACCGCUUCACGACCCACCUUCUGCCCCUCCUACACCUCCUGUCCUGACCUUCCCUUUCCCCCUACCUGUGAUCCACACCACCCCACCCAGCCCACACCUUUCAUGGGGCGCCUGCUCAGAUGCAGAUGUGUAUUCUCGGAUCGGAGCUUUCAGGCCUUCCAGCCUCUCCAGCCAUUCGAAAGUCAUCCUGUUUGAACACUCCUCUCUCUGACCUUUGGUGCAGAAUGUGACUGAAGAUGUCACUGUUUGAGAAGAUUGUAGUGAUUACCAAGAACACAUUCUUCUUUUGGACUGAUUGUCAUCCAGGGAUGAUUGAGUGGCUGCUGUAUAUUCUAUGUCCAACAUUAUACUGUGUACGUGCAAGGCAUAUACAAAUAUUAGAAGUUCAAAUACUUUCAGGACUCUCUAAAAAUUUUUGAGUUUUGUGAGUCACUGCAUUGAUUUAUUCACUAUCCUUUGAAAAAGUAUCAGACCUUGUGCCUGUCCUCUGCAAGAAAAUGGCAGCGGGGAACAAAACAAUGAGGGCAUGGCCAGAGUCCCAUGCAGUAAUUUCAUUCAGAUUUCAUUUCCAAUGACAUGAUUGGACUAGCUUAUUACAAGCCUGCGACAGCCACAGAUACGAUACUGGAUUUUUUAUUUUUCCAUUGUUUUGAUUUAUUGAUUGCUGUUUCUGGUCUUUGUGCUAAAGCUAAGAUUUGACUGUAGCCUUAUAUUUAAAGGCUACAGCCAAACCGCUGCUGUUGUGUUAGAGGUUUCUUGCAUUUGAAAAAAAAAAAAAAAAAAACAUUAU